AUGCGCACGGGGCAGUGGGCGGGGGGCAGCGGGCCCCCCCGGCUUUACCGCGUGGGACCGCUGCUGGGGAGAGGCGGCUUCGCGUCCGUGUACUCGGGGCUCCGCCUGUGUGACAACAGCCCGGUGGCGAUCAAACGAGUGGCUCGGGAGCGCAUCUCCUCGUGGGGCGAGCGGCCCAGCGGCACUCGCAUUCCCAUGGAGAUAGCCAUGUUGAGGAAGGUGCGCUCCGGCUGCAGUGCCAUCAUCCAGCUCCUCAGUUGGUUUGAGCUGCCCCACUCCUUUGUGCUGGUUCUGGAGCGUCCGGAGCCAUCGCAGGACCUCUCCGACUUCAUCAAAAAACGGAGGUUCCUGCCCGAGGAUCUGGCGCGGGGCAUUUUCCUCCAGGUGCUGGUGGCUGUGCGGCACUGCCACAGCUGCGGUGUCCUGCACAGGGAUAUCAAGCCCAAGAACAUCAUCAUCAACUUGGCCACCAGAGAGGUCAAGCUUAUUGACUUUGGUUGCAGCACCCUCCUCAGGGACACGGUCUACACCACAUUUAGCGGAACACCUUUGUACUACCCGCCGGAGUGGUUCCGCUGGCGCUGCUACCACGGCCGUCCGGCGGCGAUCUGGUCCCUGGGCGUGCUGCUGUAUGAGAUGGUGUGCGGGGUCCUCCCCUUCCGGUGCUGCGAGGACAUCGUCAGCGGGCAGCUCUUCUUCCAGCGCCGGAUCUCUGUCGAAUGCCAGCACCUCAUCAGGUGGUGCUUGUCCAUGAGAGCUCGCGACAGGCCAUCCCUGGACGAUGUGUUCAACCACCCUUGGCUGCAAACAUCCACUGCCCCAGGAGACAGCCGCCCUCCACCCUCACAGCCUGAGCCAGCAGCU
Pezoporus flaviventris is the source of this 864-nucleotide messenger RNA. Its product is annotated as serine/threonine-protein kinase pim-1-like. Lineage: Eukaryota; Metazoa; Chordata; Aves; Psittaciformes; Psittacidae. The transcript has 6 exons. The annotation marks the transcript as partial. The record is from RefSeq and is a predicted model, not a curated record. Gene Ontology annotation, cellular component: cytoplasm. Gene Ontology annotation, molecular function: protein serine/threonine kinase activity; ATP binding. Gene Ontology annotation, biological process: protein autophosphorylation; negative regulation of apoptotic process.